Messenger RNA from Aspergillus steynii IBT 23096, 1987 nucleotides. It is a transcript of the gene trpE, whose product is annotated as anthranilate synthase TRP2. Gene Ontology annotation, molecular function: anthranilate synthase activity. The record is from RefSeq and is a predicted model, not a curated record. The coding region runs from base 221 to 1768 and encodes 515 amino acids. Gene Ontology annotation, biological process: L-tryptophan biosynthetic process. NCBI's taxonomy places the organism in Eukaryota, Fungi, Ascomycota, Eurotiomycetes, Eurotiales, Aspergillaceae. The transcript is spliced from 4 exons.
UUCCCCUCUUUGCUCUCCUUGCUCGCAUUCUCUCCCUGUUUGACGCUGCGACGGUCUCGAUUGUGUUUGUGCAACCGUCGGGGGACUCUCGGGCCAUCUGCCGAUAACACUAACUAACCAGCAGCAAUCAAUCUCCGUCUUCCGCUCCUCCCACUUCCUUCUUUCUUCCUCCCCGCACCCGCGCUCGUUCAGUGACACCAGUGACAAUCGCAUUGAGGAAAUGGCGCCGCCCGUUACCAUCGUGCCGUCCUUGGAGACAGCCAAGGAUGUGAUCAACAACUACAAGAACUCGAGUUAUCCUCCGAAUCUGCUUCCAAUCACGGCGUCGAUUCCGGCCGAUCUUUUAACCCCCACCCUAGCCUAUCUCAAAAUCGCGGAGAAUUCGAAAUUGUCGUUCCUCUACGAAAGUGCCGCCACUACCGAGACUAUCGGGAGAUACAGUUUUGUCGGCGCAGACCCCCAUAAAGUUCUCAAGACCGGUUCUGGCCAUGGACCCGAGUGCGAUCCCCUUCCGAUCUUGGAGAAGGAGCUGUCUGGAUUCCGCGUGGCUACGGUCCCCGGCUUGACCCUGCCUCCCCUCACGGCCGGUGCGAUCGGCUACGUUGGAUACGACUGCGUUCGAUACUUCGAGCCCAAGACGGCACUACCGCUCAAGGAUGUGCUCGGCAUUCCAGAGUCGCUCUUCAUGCUCUUCGACACGAUCAUCGCCUUCGAUCACUUCUACCAAGUCGUAAAGAUCAUCACAUACAUUCCCAUCCCCAGCGACGAUUCGAAACUCGAGGCGGAAUAUAGUCGCGGUGAAGGAGUCAUCAAGAGCGCCAUUGAGAAGCUGCUACGACCCGAAUACCCCUUGCCUCCUCAGGGCCCCAUCAUCCCGAACCAGGAGUACACGUCCAACAUUGGACAGGAGGGUUACGAGCGACAUGUGACCCAAUUGAAGGAACACAUUUCCAAGGGCGAUAUUUUCCAGACCGUGCCGUCGCAGCGGCUGUCCCGUCCCACCUCUCUCCAUCCCUUCAACCUCUUCCGCCACCUGCGCACCGUCAACCCCUCUCCUUACCUGUUCUACAUCGACUGCGAAGACUUCCAGCUGGUGGGAGCCAGUCCUGAGCUCUUGGCCAAGGAGGAGAAGGGCCGCAUUAUCACGCAUCCCAUUGCGGGGACCGUCAAGCGCGGCAAGACCGCCGAGGAAGACGAAGCGCUGGCCGAGGAGCUGCGAGGCAGUCUGAAGGAUCGCGCGGAGCACGUCAUGUUGGUGGAUCUGGCGCGCAACGACGUGAACCGGGUGUGCGACCCCAUCACGACCCAGGUCGACCGGCUGAUGGUGGUGGAGAAAUUCUCCCACGUGCAGCAUCUGGUCUCUCAGGUGUCGGGCAUCCUGCGCCCCGAGAAGACUCGGUUCGACGCCUUCCGGUCGAUCUUCCCCGCGGGGACGGUGUCCGGAGCGCCCAAGGUGCGGGCCAUGCAGCUGAUCGCCGAGCUCGAGGGCGAGAAGCGCGGAGUGUACGCGGGCGCGGUGGGCUACUUUGGAUACAACAUCUCCAGCACGGACGGGACGGCGGAGCUGCCCGGAGCGAUGGACACGUGCAUUGCGCUGCGAACGAUGAUGGUCAAGAACGGAGUGGCCUACCUUCAGGCGGGCGGUGGCAUCGUCUUCGACUCGGACCCCUACGACGAGUACGUCGAGACGCUGAACAAGCUGGGCGCCAACAUCGCCUGCAUCAAGGGGGCAGAGGCGAAAUAUCUGAGCAUGGAACAAGACAAAUAAACCGUUGGACACCAACUUUCCGUUGUUUUCUUCUUUCUCCAUCUUCUUUCAUCUUUUUUGAUUGCUAAUGUUAUUUAUUUGGACCGCGUAAUUCCUCAUGAACAUCGGGAAGGCGAAAAAUUGACGGGACACGACCUAUAGACGGGCCCAGGACGGGUGCAGACGAGAUUGCGGCUUUUCAAUUGAUACUUAUGGAUCUUAUGGAUUAGAUGACCGACC